AAGUCGAGGAGGCCGCUCUUUCCUCUGGGCUCGGUGGUGACUCUAUUUGCCCUCAGGUUGUGGAAGAGUCCUAGGUCGUGCUGCUGCUAGCGGGGAAUCCCAGCAUUGCUUCAGUGGUUGUUGCACUGGAGUAUGAUACUAUUUUUCUCUGCGCUUGGCUUUUCUGACCUAUUGUGCUGCUCUCUAACACCCUUCUUUAGGAGCCUGCUCGGCGGCUAUGGCUGAUAAGCCGGACCCCAGUUCCCCGGCUGACGGUCCCGAGCCCCUCUUCUCCUUUGGGGUCAUAGCAGAUAUUCAGUACGCUGACUUAGAGGACGGGUACAAUUUUCAAAGAAGCAGGCGGAGGUACUACCGGCACAGCCUGGUCCACCUGCAGGGCGCCAUCGAGGACUGGAAUAAAGAAAGCAGCAUGCCCUGUUGUGUCCUGCAGCUCGGGGACAUCAUCGAUGGCUACAACGCUCAGUAUAAAGUGUCGGAAAAGUCGCUAGAGCUUGUCAUGAACACCUUCCAAAUGCUCAAAGUUCCGGUUCACCACACGUGGGGCAACCACGAGUUCUAUAACUUCAGCAGAGACUACUUAGCAAACUCCAAACUGAACAGCAAGUUUCUAGAAGACCAGAUCCCGCAGCAUCCUGAGACCACGCCAUCAGAGAACUAUUACGCUUAUCACUUUGUACCGUUCCCUAAAUUCCGGUUCAUUUUACUUGAUUCUUACGACCUGAGUGUCUUGGGCAUAGACCAGUUUUCUCCAAAGUACGAGCAGUGUAUGAAGAUCCUGAGGGAGCACAAUCCGAAUGUGGAGUUGAAUAGUCCUCAAGGACUUUCUGAGCCCCAGUAUGUCCAGUUUAAUGGAGGAUUCAGCCAAGAACAGCUGAACUGGUUGAACGAAGUUCUUACAUUCUCUGAUGCGAACCAGGAGAAGGUGGUCAUUGCCAUCUUCCCAUUUACCCAGAGGCCUCUGACAGCGUGUGCCUGGCUUGGAACUACGUGGACGCUCUGUCAAUCAUAUGGUCUCACCAGUGUGUGGUGUGCUUCCUUGCGGGUCAUACACAUGAUGGUGGCUACUCUGAGGAUCCUUUCGGCGUGCACCACGUCAACCUGGAAGGAGUUAUUGAAACAGCUCCGGACAGCCAGGCCUUUGGCACAGUUCAUGUCUACCCUGACAAAAUGCUGCUGAAAGGGAGAGGCAGAGUUCCAGACAGAAUUAUGAAUUACAAAAGGGAAUAAGCCUUGUGUUUUUGAUCCUGUUAUCUUGUUUGCUUUGUAGAAGUGAAUGGCACUGUUUUAUGUUUUACUUCAUUCCAUAAAAAGUUAAAUUCUCAGUCA
Rattus norvegicus (Norway rat) is the source of this 1326-nucleotide messenger RNA. It is a transcript of the gene Adprm, whose product is annotated as ADP-ribose/CDP-alcohol diphosphatase, manganese-dependent. Gene Ontology annotation, molecular function: ADP-ribose diphosphatase activity; hydrolase activity; ADP phosphatase activity. NCBI's taxonomy places the organism in Eukaryota, Metazoa, Chordata, Mammalia, Rodentia, Muridae. The record is from RefSeq and is a predicted model, not a curated record.